UAAAAUGAGGUUUCAAUCUUCAUUCCAACGUACUUAGUAGUAGCAACUCUUUUUAAGACGACAAAGUCAUUUUUUACAAUAGUAAAAGCCCUGAUUUCUAAGUCUUUUUUACCAACACGCAACAGGUAUGUUUGUUGUGGAAAUGUUUUUCGAUGAAAUCGUUACUUUGCGCCUAACCUCCAACUAGAUAUAAAUACGGCACACGAUAAGCGUGGAUAAGUGAUUGCUAAGUCGUAGAUUAAAAACCAAUUUUCGACAACCACGGUUUGCGAAUCCCGAUAAGCUCAGCUGACAAGCCACCAGCAAAAGCCCAUUCCUUUCGCCCGGAACAUAAUCUUUAUGACCCGGGCCACCAUUCGGACCCAUUAGGGUUAGAACCCAAAAGAAGAAUUGAUUUCUUCGAAUGCAGUUUGCAUUGGACCGCCGUACGAAGUGAACGUUUCCCCAAAGGUGAUUUGUGAGUGAAAUAAGAUGGCAAAGUCGAGUACAUUGAUGCUGAUAGUGGCUGCUGCUGGUGCUCUGCUUGCUGCUGGUGCAUUCGUUGAUGGAACCCGUUACCAGGGCACGAUCGAUUGGAGCCGUGUAAGGCCUUUGCAUGAAUUUCCUCACAUUGCGGCACGUGUAGGUCAGCUGAAGGAAGUGCAGCUGGAUGGCGGAUUUAAAGGACCUUCGAUGCGCAUCGUUGGCGGAUCGAUUGCUACUGCUGGACAAAUCCCUUACCAGGUUGCCGUCCUAUCAGACCUAGAAUCUGGACAGGCGCUGUGUGGUGGUGUCUUGCUAUCCAACAACUUCGUCCUAACGGCCGGUGUUUGUGUCGAGAAUACAUCCGGCGGUGUGAUCGUACUCGGUGCACUCAAUCUACAAAACGAAGCAGAAGCGGGUCAGGUUAGAAUCACCUUCGCUGCCGGCAACGUACGUCUCCAUGAAGAAUUCUUGGGUGUGAUCUUCCGCAAUAAUAUCGCAGUGAUUCAACUGUCGCAAUCGGUCACAUUCAGCGAUCGGAUCCAACCGGUGCGUAUUCCUGCAGCUACCGAUAGCCGUACCUUUGCGGGCAUGCUUGCGACGGUUAGUGGAUUCGGACGUACUUCCGACUCCAGCACCUCCUUCUCGGAUGUGCUGCGCUACGUGCGUAAUCCCAUCAUGACCAAUGUCGAUUGCCACGAUACGGCCUGGGGUGGACUGAUCGAUGGACAGAAGAUGUGCCUACAUUAUAUGGAAGCUCGUGCACCUUGUGAUGGAGAUGUCGGAGGUCCCAUGACGGUGGAGGAUGGUGGCAGCACGAUGCUGGUCGGUCUCUACUCCUUCGGAUCGGUGUUGGGCUGUGAAAGUGAUUGGCCAGCUGUGUUCGUGCGUGUCACGUUCUAUCGUCAGUGGAUCGUUGCUAAUACUGAUGUGACGGCAGUGUAAAGACGUCUUUCAUGUGGAGUUCGUUACGGUGUUGAGGAUUAAAUCGCCAUGAAGGUUACCGUGGCAUAUCGGCAUAGGCGGCAGAAUUGUCAAUUAUUACACCGACAAUAAACCAAGACACCUGGACAGGAGCAAGCUGACCAAUCAUGGCUAUAAACAACAUUAACUGAUAAGAUAGAGCGUAUGCAAGAUGAAAGAUAAUGAAUAAACUAACCAAUCGAUCGACGCGACUGUACCGCACCUGUGAGGGAGUUGAUUUUAAUCUUCAAAUUUCGUAACAUUGCUUAAACAUUCGAUUUAUAAAGAGAGUUCUGAUGCAAGGACAAUAAUGGUAAUUGAUAGUGAGAUGAACCUUAUCGCUAAAUUGGAGACCAAGGCUUUCGUAAGGAAGAUGAUCUCACGGUCUGUUACGGAAUGAAAAUUUAUUAAAAGUUUAUUUUAAAGCUCUCAAAGUUGAGUGUCGUCGUCUGUCAAUUUAUUAUCCCUGGUAUCAUCACUCCAUCUCAAUUUGGACCUACCACACCUCAUCACUUUAUUGUUGACACCCUAAAAAAGGAUUUACGGGUGGUGGUCGGGUGUCAUUUUCAUGACGGCACUAGCACGACUUGUAUCCUAGUCACCGCACCAAAUCAUUCUUAUUCAAAUUGCACAAAUUCUCAGAAUUCUUCGGAAACAUCUUCGCAAAGACCUGCACCGUGUUCACACCAUUACCAAUACUUUGGAAUUUGUUGGAACUUUUAACUCCGUUCUGCAUGAAUUGGAAAAAAAACUUCUUAGGCUUGUAGGCUUGGAACAUAUCGAAAUAGCUACAAGAGGAAGGAAAAAACUAGACAUAACGAAAAUGUAAAUCAGCAACAUUUGCAAACUGCGUCAAUCAUCAGCUUUUUUUGCUACCAAAUUCAUUCACCUCACUACGGUAGCGUACGAUAUUCACACCAUGCGAUAUCAUCGUUUCCUGCCUACCGUGAAAUAAACCACAGGUUGUGCCUGCACGGAACACUGAUUUUGUCAGCUUACGGAAGACACCAUUUUGCGAGUGGAUAGAUAUUCGUUAGCAGUGGUUCCGAAAGAAAGCUCAAAGCUUCUGAUGUGUCGCAUAAGGCAAACAAAAAAUUGAUUGAGGUACCAACUGGGUGGUGUGUGGUUUCGUGGCUUACGGUUGAUGGUUCUGUGACAGGCUGAACAGUUUCAUUUAAUCUUCAUGCGAGAUACAGGGUACGAGCUACUGCUUCCUACCUUCAAAAUGGCCAACGUUAUCUACUCAAUAUUUGUUGUGUUAUGGGAUGCUGCAGCCUGUUUAUGCUAUGCUUGCUGCUGAAGCAUAACGAUAAGCGCCAGAUUUGUCCACAGUACAGGUCAGGGUCAGUUAUGUGAAUAUCUUGCCGGUUUAUCGAUUGUGUGUGUUUGUGUGCGUGUGUUGGAAAUGUUGUUCUUUGGUAAACAUCUUACCGCCGAGCUCCGAUAUUCGCUCGGAGGCACCAAAAGAUACCCCGAGUGGAUGUGGAGCCUCAAGUCAAUGGAAGAUGAAAAGGACAAUUUCCACCAAGCAUCCAAACGAACAACGGUUGGCUGUGUUGGAUCCUUUUAUGGGAAUUUAAGGACCCUUAGUCUGUGGGGCCGAAAAGAAAGUGUGCUUGGCAAUGAUUUCUAUCAUAUUUACCCUUGUUUUGAUGGGUUUUUUUCUUCUCUUGCUUUUAUCCGCAAUUCGUCGUCACAAUAGUCUGUGUACUCUCAUUCUUUUUUCCAUUCCGUUUUAUUUCCCUCAACGUGGUACUGCUUUUAUAGGCCGUCGGGGAAGCAAAAUGGUUCGAUGGCUAAAUAAAUUGGCGAAGGUGUAACCGUAGCUUCGUGCGACUAAGAGAAAAAAAGCUCCCGAGAAGCUAAAUUUGAUUUGAUAAAACCGCAUUACACGGCUGGGAUUUGUGAUUUUAUGAAAAAAAACGAGAAAAGACCAUAUACACCGGCGGUACUUCGGUAAAAGAUGAUGAAUUUUUGAUGAUCAAGUUAUAGAAAACCAAAAAGAAAAAAAAAGAAAAUGACUUAACAGAAAAAAAAACCCUUAAAUCCACCUCGGCCCAACAUUGAAACAACGAUAUGAUGAAGAUGUAUUAUAAAUUCGAUCAAAUGAUUGAACACGUCCGACGGAUGUAAGCACAUGAUUGGGUAAGCAUAUAUGGAAACGCUUUCAAAACACGUCGUCAGAUCCGGAUGGAAGAAAGUUUAGCUUUUUUCAAACUGAUUCAACAUUAAUCAGUUUAAAAAUAGCAAACCACCAAGUAUUUGGUUGUUUUUCUUCUCUUCAAGAACACUGUGUGUAUCGUUGCGCGAUCGUUAAAAUCCAGCACAAAACCGGAGCGCAAAAUUGACACUCAUUGGCAAUGGUAAAUGAUGAAAUGAUUUACACCACACGUUAUACAAGACACCUUUCUUUCAGCAGGUUCAGUUUUUUGUUAUUGUGUUUUGAUAAAUUUUGGGAUAUUUGUAUUCGUGCCGUUUUGUUUGCCGUCUUGUUCGCUAGAACGCUUUUCCAUUUUUCACGUUGUUGUUUAUUCAAACAUUUUCAUGUUUGUCUUCAUACCAUCUAGCAGGGUUCAGUGUUUCGAAACAUUCGUCCAAAUAGGGAGCAACACAGCUAGGAGGAACUGGGAACUGGUCAAUUUUUCAUGCUUAAAAAUGCUUCCAUCCACACACCUGUAACAAGAUGUACGAGACGGAGGCAUGCUUAUAAAUGGUUAACAAAACAAAAAAACACCCGGACAAGCAAAAGCAUUAAAAAAGUGUUUAUGAAGAAAUAAAUUUUUAAUUUCAAAACAGCACGGUUCAUUCCAUUCCACACGGUACAUUUAACGGCGAUGGACGGUUGAAAGUGUACGACAAAAUUCAAUAUCCUUUUUGGCCACGCUCUGUUUUGCCGUUCGAUACCGGAAACGGGGAAAAAAGCGGAAAAAUUGACAACAUUGGCAGGGGAAAGGAGAAAAGUUUCCCUUCAGAAAACAAACCGAGCGAAACCGAUGGCGAUGGAUGUUGUUUGCCGGUGUGAAUGCAACUCAACCAAACGAACAUUCAUCGAUUUAAGUAUAUACCAUUCGAAACGUGUGAAAUAUUUCCACACCUGCUAACGGUUUGUGAGGAAAAAUUGCUCAACGCAUCACACACACACACGCCUUAUCUUAUGUCUGACCGUGGAGUUUUCCUCGCGCGGAAAAGGCCAUAUACACACACGCAGACACACGGAAAUAAAAACUACCAAAGCCAAAGCAAACUCCAUGGUACUCGAAAACCAAUCGUUAUAGAUAAAAAUAGAUUCCUAUUAGACCGGUCACCUUGCUGCUUUCCGCUACUACUAGGUUCCGAGGAGGUGUGCCAAAGUGUUAUCCAAUACGCUUCCGAUGCACCCUGGACAACUCCCUGGACCCUUGGUAUGUUCCAUUGGCAGUGAGGCUAAUAAACCGGCCCAGUCAGGCCCAGUUGUUCCAAUGCCUUGUCGGAAAGCAAUUCUCCACACCAUUGGCAUGCCUUUAGGAUAGGAUUGUGAUUGAAGUUGGUGGAAAGUUUUGAUUGUUUUUCUGCGAUCUAUU
Anopheles funestus (African malaria mosquito) is the source of this 4985-nucleotide messenger RNA. Its product is annotated as brachyurin-like. Gene Ontology annotation, molecular function: serine-type endopeptidase activity. The coding region runs from base 472 to 1407 and encodes 311 amino acids. Gene Ontology annotation, biological process: proteolysis. NCBI's taxonomy places the organism in Eukaryota, Metazoa, Arthropoda, Insecta, Diptera, Culicidae. The transcript is spliced from 2 exons. The record is from RefSeq and is a predicted model, not a curated record.